AUGACUGACUUCUUGGAAGACUGGGGCUCUGGCUCCAUAUCCACCAACCAGACCCAGCCUGUACUCGCCUCUACCUCCAACAGGACCUUGGUGACUUUCCAGGGUUUGGAGCUGGUGCAGCAGCUGAAGGCACUGAUCAUCUUGCUGUAUACAGCCGUGGUGGUGGUGGGCUUGCUGGGGAACUGCUUGCUGGUCCAUGUCAUUGUGCGGGUGAAGAAGAUGCACAAUGUUACCAACUUCCUCAUUGGGAACCUGGCUCUGUCUGACGUGGCCAUGUGCACCACCUGCAUUCCACUCACCUUGGCCUAUGUCUUUGAGCCCCGUGGCUGGAUCUUUGGCAGCACCAUGUGCUACUUUGUCUACUUCAUGCAGCCUGUCACCGUCUAUGUCUCUGUCUUCACUCUGGCCACCAUCGCCAUGGACCGGUACAUUGUCAUUGUCCACCCGCUAAGGCGCCGCAUCUCGCUACAGCUCACUGCCUACGUGGUGCUCUUCAUCUGGAUACUCUCUGGCUGCUUGGCACUCCCCGCCAUGGCUCACACCUACUAUGUGGAGCUGAGCCAGCAGGGGAUCACCUUGUGUGAGGAGUUCUGGGGGAAGCAGGAGAGCCAGCGGCAGACUUAUGCCCUCUGCCUGCUGCUCAUCACUUACCUCUGCCCCUUGCUGGCAAUCCUGGUCUCCUAUACCAAGAUCUCCCUUAAGCUUAAGAACAGGGUCAUGCCAGGUACUGUCACCCAGAGCCAGGCUGAUUGGGACAGAGCCAGGCGCAGGAGGACCUUCUGCCUACUGGUCAUGGUGGUGGUGGUCUUUGGGGUGUGUUGGCUGCCUUUGCAUACUUUCAACCUCAUCCGGGACAUCAACAUCAAUGCCAUCGAUGCCUAUUAUUUCAGCCUGGUCCAGCUGCUGUGCCACUGGUUUGCCAUGAGCUCUGCCUGCUACAACCCCUUCAUCUAUGCCUGGCUGCAUGAUAGCUUCAGGGAGGAGCUAAAGACGUUACUUGUCUGGCACAGGAAGGUAGCUCCUUAUGGACAAAGUGUGACUGUCAGUGUUGUUAUCUGA
Molecule: messenger RNA, 1059 nt
Organism: Alligator sinensis (Chinese alligator)
Lineage: Eukaryota; Metazoa; Chordata; Crocodylia; Alligatoridae
Product: prolactin-releasing peptide receptor
Exons: 1
Coding region: 1-1059 (352 amino acids)
Biological process (GO): G protein-coupled receptor signaling pathway
Cellular component (GO): neuron projection; plasma membrane
Molecular function (GO): neuropeptide Y receptor activity; neuropeptide binding
Source: RefSeq, a predicted model, not a curated record